ACUCAAAGCUGAACAAGAAGAGCGCAGCUCCUGUUAUAAACCCUACCUAGGGCGCUACUCAUCAGCUGAUUGAAGAGCUCAAUAAUGCAGUGUGGUGGUUCAGGUUACAGCUAUAGCUGUAAACAUAAAUGUUAAACCAGUAGUUAAAAGAGUGCCGUGAAGGUGGAAGACAAGGAGGCGUGUUCACGCCACCAUGUGAUCGGAAAUUACUCCUGCAGAGAGAGACAAAGUGUCAAAACAAGGGAAGCGGAGAGUUUGAGCGGGUUCUUCAGGAUUUAAGGAGCUGCUUUUAUUCAGCAACAGUUUCACAGUCUCGCUGCUUCGCUUUGUCUUCUUUUCACCACAGUCAAACCUAGCAAGCCACCUUAGUAAGCUAAGGGUUGUUCUGGGGUCAGACUGCUGAAAUGACAAAGCUGUGACAGUGGACACUCAAGAGUCUUCCUGCUGGCCCAAAUCGAGUGACAUGGCUGCUGCAAAGAAGAGGCGUGCAAAGGUGGGAGGCGUCCGCUUCCCUGAGGAACUUUCCUCCGUCGGAGCAACGUCCCACGUUCAUUUUGACGAAAAGCUGCAUGACUCUGUUGUCAUGGUGACCAUGGAAGAAGACGGCAACUUCAUGGUCAAGGUUGGCUUUCUGAAGACGCAGCAUCGCUAUGAGAUAGUGUUCACCCUGCCGGAGGUCCCAGCGGUGGGUAAAGAUGUGUGUCCGGCUCCUUUACCCAACCCACACCUCAAAAUCACCGACAUCUCAGCAGCGCCAGAGGGAGGCCUGAAGAUAACGUGCGAGUACUUGGCCCUGCAGGAGGGCGUUCUCUGCGAGGAGGUGCUGCUGCUGAGCGAGACCAGCGACGACGUCUGCAUCAGGGUCAAAGUUCACGCCAGAGUCAUGGAUCGUCAUCAUGGUACGCCCAUGCUGCUGGAGGGCGUUCGCUGUAUUGGCACGGAGCUGGAGUACGACUCGGAGCAGAGCGACUGGCAGGGAUUCGACUGAACCUAAAGCCUCCAACUCCCAGUUGCACCUGCAGAAAAACAAACACUCUCAUCUGCCAUGUCAGAGGUUUACACCCACCUUAAGGCUCAGAAAUGUCAUCUUGUCACAUAAGAAACAAAAUAAAAGCUUCCAUUCUGAUUUA
Messenger RNA from Gambusia affinis (western mosquitofish), 1130 nucleotides. RefSeq names its product linkage group 18 C20orf27 homolog (gene adisspb). The transcript is spliced from 6 exons. Lineage: Eukaryota; Metazoa; Chordata; Actinopteri; Cyprinodontiformes; Poeciliidae. The record is from RefSeq and is a predicted model, not a curated record. Bases 464 to 988 code for a protein of 174 amino acids.